UGCUGGGAAAGUUGCAGUCAAUUUUAUAGCCUAAGAAUCUCAUCUUAAGAGAUGUAUUUAAUUGGAGGAAAUCAAAAUGCUAAAGUUUAUGAUGGGAAAGGAUUUUUCCUCAAAAUUUACAGACAUAAACUAAACAUGUUGAGCUGUGUUAUUCCUGAGCUUGAUGAAGGAAAUAUCUGUCCUACUUGUCCCAAAACUGAUGGUGUGACUUUGAGUCUCUUGAUGCUCUAUUUAUUGGAAAUUUUACAAGUUGUUGCUGUGUUUUCAUUUUCUGGUAAAAUCCCUUUUUGUAGUGUAUUCCAAAACUGUGGUUAUGCAUUAGAUCCAAGUGAUGACACAGCUCACAUUGAAGAGAAAUUUGUUGGGGAUGUUGAGAAAGCAAAGGAUAGCAAGGGAUUGACUGUGUUUGAAGCUACAAAACAGCCGGCGGGAAAUAAGAGGACCAUGGAGUAA
This is a messenger RNA of Xenia sp. Carnegie-2017, 453 nucleotides long. RefSeq lists its product as uncharacterized. Bases 52 to 453 code for a protein of 133 amino acids. Lineage: Eukaryota; Metazoa; Cnidaria; Anthozoa; Malacalcyonacea; Xeniidae. The transcript has 6 exons. The record is from RefSeq and is a predicted model, not a curated record.